This is a messenger RNA of Telopea speciosissima, 493 nucleotides long. RefSeq lists its product as uncharacterized. Bases 72 to 302 code for a protein of 76 amino acids. The transcript is spliced from 3 exons. Lineage: Eukaryota; Viridiplantae; Streptophyta; Magnoliopsida; Proteales; Proteaceae. The record is from RefSeq and is a predicted model, not a curated record.
CUUCAAUUUUCGAUUUCGCUAUAGCGAGUGCAAUCGUGAUCUGUGUGGUAAGGAAAGGAUCUGUGGUGGUGAUGGCCUUGACCAACUUCAUUCUCACGGUGGCGGGUGUGAGCGCCGUUGUACUACUGCUCAGGAGCGAUGUCAAACACUCUGCUACAAUCUUCAGACGCAACGUUCGCCAGAUUCGCCAAUGGCUUGAAGAAGAAUCCGCUUCUGCUUCCAAGGCAGCAGAAAAGGCAAAGCCAAAGGAAUUGGAAUCUCAAGUUCCUCAAAAAGAUGUGCCCAAGGAGGACAAGCACUAGUAAUUUGAGGGUAAAGAAAUGAAUAAUGGGAAGGAAGAAAGCUUACAGUCCUGAAUCUCGGACAUCAACUCUUCUUGUUACUCUGUUGGCCAACCCUUCAAAGUUUUUAUCCUUCACUUUUUAUUUGGGUGGGUGGAUUCGAAAAUCACAGUUGUAUAGAUCCCAAGUACUCGAGAUUUAUUUUUUUUUCU